Talpa occidentalis (Iberian mole) is the source of this 996-nucleotide messenger RNA. It is a transcript of the gene MED29, whose product is annotated as mediator complex subunit 29. The transcript is spliced from 4 exons. Gene Ontology annotation, biological process: regulation of transcription by RNA polymerase II. Lineage: Eukaryota; Metazoa; Chordata; Mammalia; Eulipotyphla; Talpidae. Gene Ontology annotation, molecular function: transcription factor binding; transcription coregulator activity. The record is from RefSeq and is a predicted model, not a curated record. Gene Ontology annotation, cellular component: mediator complex. The coding region runs from base 378 to 980 and encodes 200 amino acids.
ACACGCAGGCAGCUCCGAGGACGGACUCGCAGCCCCGGCUCCACCAACUGCCGCCAAGACGCGGAGGACCCGACCAGUCGCCUCAGGCCGCAAGGCCUUCGGGGAAAUAUAGUCCGGACCAGACCCACAUUCGUAUUGGCGGGUUGAUGGGUAGAGGGCGGGGCGAGGGAACAAGGGACUCUUGUGAUUGGUGGGUCGGUAUCUCAGGCGGGACGUCGGCUGGGAGUCCAGCGAAGGAGGUGAAACGCCUUCUUUCCUCCCAUUGGUUGAAUCGCCCGGGAGGCGGAGCUAACUAGCAAACAGGGCCCUAGAGCGGAGGGCACUAAACAACGGAGGGACGCAGUUGUGACGCACUUCCGGCGCGCUAGGCGAGGGCGAUGGCUGCGUCCCAGCAGCAGGCUUCAGCGGCGGCGUCUGCAGCUGGUGUGUCGGGUCCGGGUUCGGCUGGUGGCCCCGGUCCCCAGCAGCAGCCGCAACCGCCGGCACAACUGGUGGGGCCUGGCCAGAGCGGACUUUUGCAGCAACAGCAACAGGACUUCGAUCCCGUGCAGCGCUACAAAAUGCUCAUCCCUCAGCUGAAGGAGAGUCUACAGACCUUGAUGAAGGUUGCAGCACAGAACUUGGUUCAGAACACUAACAUUGACAACGGACAAAAGAGCAGCGACGGACCCAUACAGCGCUUUGACAAAUGUCUGGAGGAGUUCUAUGCACUUUGUGACCAACUGGAGCUUUGUCUGCGCCUGGCACAUGAGUGCCUGUCACAGAGUUGUGACAGCGCCAAGCACUCUCCAACACUCGUGCCCACGGCCACCAAGCCGGAUGCAGUGCAGCCCGACAGCCUACCCUACCCGCAGUACCUGGCGGUCAUCAAAGCCCAGAUUGCCUGUGCCAAGGAUAUUCACACGGCCCUUCUGGACUGCGCCAACAAGGUCACAGGCAAAACACCUGCACCCCCAACAGGCCCUGGGGGCACACUGUGAGCUGGCUGGGUGGGGA